UGGCGCCAUAUUUACUUUUGAAUGAUUGCAUGGGCGAAAUAGAUGUGAUAGUAAAGGUGAAGGUUCGGAGAAGAGACGGGACGUUCGCCACGGUAUUUCUAAUAAAACAUUGAAAAUAAGUUUGACAAACAUCCCGUCUCAUCUAAUGGAAUUUUCAUAUAAAGCUGAAAGCCAGCGGAUCCAAAAGUCUUUGGAACAUGGAAUAAUGCCUUUCACUUUUCCUAAGGCAAAGAUAGCUUUAUGGGAUCCAACACCUCUUGGUGAUGCAGUUAGCCUUCAACUUGCAUACUACAGAAACCCGAAGCUGCGUGUGUUGGAGAAGACCUUGCGUCUGGUCCAUCGCCAUGCCAAACAGAGUGAAAGCAAAGUUUUCUCUUGUUUCCUGCUUGGCUCUGUAGUAGUCGAUGAUGAUGAGGAAGGUGUUACACUGACUAUAGAUCGCAUUGAUCCUGGACGAGAAGUUGCUGGGCGUUCUGACAAGGUUCCCACAGCACUUCUUCCUGGUGAUUUCCUGAUUCCAUGUACAGUUGAUACUCAAGGACCUGCUUCUAGAGACAUCAAUGUCUAUACAUCUGAGGAUUUCCAUGCUGCAUUUAAGGCACUACACUACUACUGUAGUGGCAAGGAAACAAUCGACUCUUCUAGACUUCUUACAAUGAGAGGACAUAUUACAUGCAUGAACCAAUUGGAUAACCUAACCCUGGAACUUCGCUGGGCAGCUGUUACAAUAGCAAUAGUCUUUGAAGCUACUCCAAUCAAUAAAAUUCCCAUAAUCCCUACAGCUUUGGCAAGAAAUUUAACCAGCCCACUUAAUAUUGCUCAGAUUCAAGGAACAUACAAAUUUGGAUACCUUACAAUGGAUCAGACACGCAAGCUUCUAUUGAUACUUGAAUCUGAUCCGAAAGUGCUCACUUUGCCUCUUGUAGGAAUCUGGUUGAGUGGUGCUACUCAUGUACAUAGUCCUCAAGUUUGGGCCUACUGCUUGAGAUAUCUUUUCAGUUCUUCCAUUCAAGAGAGGAUUUUUACAAAUGAGAAGAGAAGUUUUCUUCUAGUUCUGUACUCAAUUACGCACAAGCAGCCAGAAUUCUAUGAAUGCUAUCCUUGUGGUGAAGAAAAAUUGGAUUUCCAACUACUUACCAGUACUGAAAUAUUAAAUCUGUGUACUAACUCUGAGUCUUCAGGAAAACGGCCAAUUGAAUUUGAGCUCAGUGAUGGAAAUAAAAGUCCAGAAAAUGAUUUCUUUAAGGAGGUGGUUAACAAUGUCAUGGGGACCUCAAUUAACUGUGGAUUAUUUGCAAACAAGGUAGCUAUUGGAGACAAUGACUGUGGUGUAGAGGAAGAGGACCUUUCUCCAAGACCAACACCAAGUCCACAUCCAGUUGGACAAAAGUUUCCAAGAAUUUAUCCUUCUGUACCUGAGCUAUCACUUGUAUUUGAUGGAAGUUUUGUAGACUCAAAAAAUGCUCCAAGAAGACUAAAGCAACAGACUCUCCGAACCUGUGACACAUCUGGAACCUUUAACUCAAUGAAACAGCAUUCUGAAAAUGGACAGCUUGCACUGCCAUCUCAAGAUGUAUCUCCUACUUUGAAACAAAAUGUGACUAUUUCACAUGAACCUGCACCAAUGCUCAAGUCCUAUAAAGGAAAAACUGUAUUGAAGCCUCAAAAGGGGAGUAAUUUUGUGAGGGAGAGUUCAGGGUCAUCAUCUUCGUCUUCAAUAAAUGGGUCUUCACCUGAUACUUCCAUAGACCAGCCUGAAAUGGGGGUUCCUGCUGAAGUAGUUGAUUCAAGGAAAAACAUUGUUGUAGGUCAAGGAGGAGUUUCUGCUGGAGGCCAGCAAUCCAUAUCCAACACAAAACAGCCACAAGGACUAUCAUCAUCUUCCAACAAAUCAAGCAAGCAUUCGCAUCAGCACUCUCCUAAUUUCCCACCUCUUUCGUCUGAAAUGCAAUUACUAGGACAUCCAGCACAUUUUCACACAGCGUAUCCACCUAGAUACUGUAAUUGUUGCCAGCACCAUGGACCCUGCUGUGGAUCUUCAUUGAAUACUAAUUGGCAAGGAUCCUGUUCAACAUUUGGUUCCAAAGGUGUCCACUCGCCUACCUGUCAUGACUGCAGCACUGCAACAUGCCAACAAGCACUAGGAUAUUUGCCAAUUUCUCAUUGUAGUGGUCUGUAUUUGAACACCAGUCCACUGAAGCAGUGUUCACCUGGACAAGCAGGAAGCACGUCACCUCCAAACAGUAGUUUGGUAAAAUCACCUGGAGCCUCCCACACACCACCAUCAAAUUGGUGCAAAAUGUGUUUAGGACCUUCUACAGGUUCGCAUGUUCCUCUGAACAGACCAGACAGUGACCGAGAGGAAGGUGUAACAAUGGGAUUGCCUUUUGAUGCCUACAAGAUUCUUGUAGAACAGGAUAAGCAGCUAAAACUCCUUCAGGCCCAAAUACAACAGCUUUUGGAUACACAGCAUUGUGAAGCAUCAACCCCUAUGACCCAUUGCUUUUCAAAGAAUGCUGAUCCAGCAUUGCAGUCAGAAAGAAAACUGGGAUUUAUUGCAAUGGAAACCCAGACAUCUCCUGCAAUUCAAAUGAAGAAAAGUGUUAGCAUUGCAGUGAGCACAGGUGCCAGUUUGUUCUGGAGUCCACCUGAGAAGCAAGAUGAGAACCAAUCACUCUCCAGCCUUAAGCUGAAUGACUCUGAAUCAUGCAAUGAAGAAAUGACUGCCUCUAUUACAACCAAGGAUACCAGCCACGCCAGCAUUGCCUCUUCGCUGAAUGGAGUGGAUAUUCACAGCUUUGUGGAGGACAGUCAGGUUGCAAUAAAUACUUCUGAUCAAGCUACUGAUGCUCAGAACUGUUCAACUGACAGUACAAAAAAUUGCUGGGAUCAUCGUAUGAGAUUUCAGAGCCCAGUGCUUGGGGAGAGUGCAAGUAUGCAUUUGAAAACUAAUCAACCUGAUGUAUCGUGUAACAUUGCUAAAAAAGAAAUUGAGGAACAUACCACAGAACUGCUAACUGAGCAGAAAUUUUACCAGAAUUUAAUGGGCCAGGUCAACCAACUCAUAGAAUCCUGUAAUUCAAAGGAAAGUCAGGAAACAAAAAACAAAGAUGCCAGAUUAGUGUCCCCUCCACAGAAUACUGACAGAAGGAAGAAGCACCUCCAAAACAGUCAGGCAGGUGAAAAUAACGUCCUGAAUGCUACCUUGAAGCAGCUGAAGAAGAUGGGAGUGAAAAUCAAUCCUGAAUCUUCCAAUGUUGUCAAGACCAAAAGCAAAGUUGAAAAUGCAAGCACACUGGCUUGCAUAAGCCCAGAAGCAGUUAUUCCAAGGCUGAACUACAUGUCAUUUGUCAACAUUGGCACAAGUGGAUUUGGAACCAGUGGAGUUGACCUUAGCAUGGAGGCCAAUGCUAUAGCUCUCAAGUACCUGAAUGAUGCUCAGCUGUCCCAGAUGUCUCUCAACAGGGUGAAUGAUAAUGGUGAAUCCACAUCCCUAAACGGUCUACCCGAAUUAAACACGGACAGAAGCAUGGUAGGUCUAAGCUUGAUUUCCCCCAGCAAUAUGUCAUUUGCCACACGCAAAUACAUGAAGAGAUAUGGACUGGUGGAGGAUAACCAUAGCAGUGAUGAUGAAGAAUUGCCGGACACCACCUUUCAGGCCACAAAAACUGAUUCAGCAAGUCUUUCCUUUGGAGAAGCAAGAAAUGAAAAAGUGGUUGAAAGCCAAAGGAAAAUUAAAGACUACUGUGCCUCUGAAUCUCACUCCAAGAUGGAAGAAAUUAUUUUAAGAAACAUUACUAAUGAAGUUGUUUCCUCAGUACCACAGAAUAUGAAUACCUGGAGUCAAGGUGCUCAUCAAAUUCUAAAAAAAUCAAAACCUAAAAUUAAGCAGGUUACUGAAGAAAUUGGUUGCAAUGAACACUCUGACAAAGAAAAUGAAAUUCAACAGUUUUCUAAAAAAUUAGUACCAAACGCUCCAGAAAGGAAAAAAGUGGUGGAAAGCAGUAAUGCAAUAGGUAACAUUCUGGAUGUAAAUAGGCUCCGACAGCUACCCAAACUGUUUUAACAAUCAGGAUGAUUCAUGACCUUGAUCUAGAAGCAUUGGUAAUAUCGAAAGUAUAUACAGUACAGCUAUUUGGUACACAGUGCCAUUUUUUUACAUCAGUUCAACUUGAAUAAUGUAAAGUAUUACCAUGUCAAUCAAUUUAAAUUAUCAUCAUUUGGUUCAAGGCUGCAGCAGAUCAUCAGUUCUUAAUGAAUUCUGUACCAGUUGUAUAAAGUUUUAUACUGAAUUUUGCAAUUUUCCUCAUUGGCAGAAAGUGUGAUAUGACUGUCUUGAAAUUACAAUUAUAAGAUAACUGUAGAGACAAAAAUGUUUACCUUAGUACUGGCUUUGCCCUUCAAGUCAUCAGCUACAGCAGUCAAAAUGCUGGUAGCUCAUGUUUAGAAUCAAGUUCACCUGCUUGGUCUAUGCUAUUAAUCACACAAUGCUAAUAGCCCACCUAUGUUCACAUUUAUAUUUAUCAUCUUUCCAUCUAUUAGAAACAUACAAAGAUUUAUCUUUUUGAGCUGAAUGCUUCCAAAAUUUAAUGAAGGCUGGUAAAUUUUUACUUCAGUUGUUCAUUUCAUUCGAUGAGUGCUUUAAUGAUUAAUUUUGAAACACUCAUAAUCUGGAAAUUCCAACAUAGUGUGAAGUCUAAAAGUGCAUUCUAAUAUUUAAGCAAUGUUCAGCAAGGGAAAGGAUUUCAUCAGUUAGGAGGGAUGAAAGUUUGCUUUGAGCAUGGGGCAGGGUAAGUAUAAAAAUUGUAGCAAGCUUAUAAAAAUGAUAUUGGUGCAAUGAGGAAAUUGUGCUUGUUUCAGCUGUCCAAUCUCCUAAGAAAUAUCUGCUUUUGAGUUGUGUUCUUUUUGCUGAAGUCUUGAAGAUUAAGUUUACAUGAAUUGAGUAUAUUGUCUUUUUUCUUUACGAAUGUUUACCAGUGUUUCCUUUUGAAAUGUGAUAUUGUUUUUUGUCAUCUUGCCAUUAAUGCCAUUUAAUCUUUGGCUUUUGCACAGUUUUUUUGUUUGAUUAUUCAAUCACUGGACUUUUGUGAACAGUUUAUAAAUAAAACACUAGCACAAUUUCCACAUAGUUUGUCUAUUUUGAAUUUAUUGACAUUCAGUACAUUUUUGUAGUUGAAUUGUGUACUGAUUGUUGACUAGUUCAAAAGAUGCCUUUUAGUGAUCUAUUCAG
Messenger RNA from Mobula hypostoma (lesser devil ray), 5230 nucleotides. It is a transcript of the gene stil, whose product is annotated as STIL centriolar assembly protein. The transcript is spliced from 17 exons. Gene Ontology annotation, cellular component: centrosome; centriole. Gene Ontology annotation, biological process: smoothened signaling pathway; protein localization to centrosome; mitotic spindle organization. Lineage: Eukaryota; Metazoa; Chordata; Chondrichthyes; Myliobatiformes; Myliobatidae. Bases 146 to 4066 code for a protein of 1306 amino acids. The record is from RefSeq and is a predicted model, not a curated record.